AUGUUCAAGUUGAUAGAACAAUUACUGUCUCCAUCAAAGGGUAGUAAUUGUAGAGACAAGGAUAAAGAUAGAGAUAAAGAUGAACCUCCUAUACAAUCACCUUUUCCAACUCCAAAUAAUACUUCAUCACCAUCUACUCCCUCUUCGUCAUCAACACCUUCAUCAGUAAACUAUUCACCAACAACACCAUCAUCACCCAAACAUACAGCUACUAGCAAUAAUAAUACUAAUAAUAAUAAUAAUAACUUUAUUCUUAAUGGAAAUGAAUCAUCACAAAUUGAUAGUAAUGGAAUAUCACCAUAUGGACAUAAUAUAUUUCAGUAUAGAUGUGAAGUUCCAAUUGAUAAUGUUAUCAAAAUAUUGGUAUUGGGAGGAUUUCAAGUUGGUAAAACAAGUUUAAUUAGAAGAUAUUUACAAGAUAUAUUUACAAAUCAGUAUAUUCAAACGAUUGGAGUUGAUUUGAAUACAAUGAUUUUACAAGCUGUUAAUCCACCUCCUUUGAUUCCAUCAUCUGGAUCAUCUGUUCAAUCCUCAUCAUCAUCAUCAUCAACAACACCUCCAACAUCUCAACAACAACAACAACAAGGCCAAGACCAAAUUCAACAAUACAAUAAUCAAAUCAACUUUAUCGUUCAGUUUUGGGAUAUUGCAUAUCCAGAGAUCAAGGGAAAGAAUCUGACACAAUUGCUCAGUGGUACUAGUGGCGUUAUUUUGGUAUUUGAUUCAACCAAUGCAUCUAGUAUUGUCGCAAUGGAUGAAUGUAGAGCCAUCUUGAAAAAAUAUGGUAUCAAUAACAACAAUAAUAGCCAUAAUGGUCUACAACAAAUUCCAAUUGCCAUCUUUGCAAACAAAUCAGAUUCUGGUGAUCCUGUAAUUAAUAUUCAAGAUUUAGAUAAUUAUUGUAAAUCAAGUGGAUUUAAUUUAUGUAGAUUUACAUCAACUAGAAAAGAUGUUGGAGUUAAAGAUGGAAUUGAUAAAAUAUUGGAAUUGGUAUUAGAUAUAAAGAAACAAGAAAUUGAAGAACAACAACGUCACAGAGCUAAAAUCAUUCUAAAACAACAGAAUCCUCAUCAUAAUCACAAUCACCAUCAUCAUAAUCAUAAACAUAAAUUAAAAUCAAGAGAAAAGAUAAACAACAAUGGUAAUGGUAAUGGUCAACCAGUACCUAUAAUAUCACAAUCUUUACCAAACAUGAUAAUUAAUAAUAAUAAUAAUUCACCAAGAAAACCAAUAGAGCAACAACAAAAGAAUAAUGAAAAUAAUAAUAGUAAUAGUAAUAAUAAUGUAAUUUUAACAAUUGAAAAACAAGAAGAACAACAAAGAAUAGAUAUAUUAAAGAUUAAUGAAUUACAAACAUUUGCAACUGAAAACUAUGUAAAUCGAUUUGGAAAAUCAUUGGAAGAGUUGUUGCAAAAGACGAUUGGAGCAAGAUACAAUGAUAUAUCAAUGUUGGAGAAACAACGUAAUCAAGAGUAUAUCAAGAUAUGCAAUAGUCUAAAGAAACUCUUGCAAUCUCCUCACCAACAACACAUUAGAUCACAUGUAGGUGGUCUACGAAUCAUUGUCACUCGUGAAAUGAUUCAAAGUACUUUGGAAGAGAAUGUCAAAAAGUGGACUAGACUAAUUGAUAAUUUAAUGUUGGAAAUGUCUUUGGAUCAUCCUUCAACCACUACAACAACGAAUACCAACAACACUACAUCUAGUUCAUCAAACAAACAAUCAUCGAGUAAAUCAAAUAGAUCAACUAUCAAUUCAAGUACUGAUAGUAAUAUCUCAACUUGUUCUUCAACAUCAUCAUCUUCUUUAUCAACCAACUCAUCAGAAAAAUCUACAACGACACCAACAAUGUUAUUUAAUCACGACAAUAAUAAUAAUAGUAAUAGUAAUAAUAAUCCUGUAUAUAAAUCAAAUAAUACAUCCAUUUCUUUAUCUGUAUCUUAUCAUCCUUCUUCGACCAAUAUGAAUAAUAACAGUAAUAGUAGUAACAGUAAUAGUAAUAAUCAUAAUCACCAUAGUUCAUCCAAACAUCAUCACCAUCACCAUCAUCAUCAUAGUAAUCGACAUGGUGGUAAUUGGAAGAUGGGAUUUGGAUUUAGAAAUAAUGCCAAAUCAUCUGGUAUUGCAUUCAACAAUGGAAAUUAUAGUUCUGUUGAUACUGAUAAUCCAGUUUCAUCAUCAUCUACUAUAUCUUCAUCUUCUUCGUCAUCUUCUCUCAUGUCAUCAUCGUCUGCAUCGUCCUCUCCCAUUGCAUCACCUUCGACCUCACCAAUCAACCAUCCCUCCCCAUCCAUACUUCCAUCGUCUUACAAUCUCACCUUUCAUAUUCCACCCAAUGUACAAUUAUCUAGUCCUCCACUUAUACUAACUCACCCAGAUCUGAUGCAUCACUCCAGUCCAACAAACUAG
This is a messenger RNA of Cavenderia fasciculata, 2406 nucleotides long. Its product is annotated as Ras GTPase domain-containing protein. The record is from RefSeq and is a predicted model, not a curated record. Lineage: Eukaryota; Evosea; Eumycetozoa; Acytosteliales; Cavenderiaceae. Bases 1 to 2406 code for a protein of 801 amino acids. The transcript has 3 exons.